Telopea speciosissima is the source of this 672-nucleotide messenger RNA. RefSeq lists its product as uncharacterized. The record is from RefSeq and is a predicted model, not a curated record. The coding region runs from base 57 to 548 and encodes 163 amino acids. Lineage: Eukaryota; Viridiplantae; Streptophyta; Magnoliopsida; Proteales; Proteaceae. The transcript is spliced from 3 exons.
AAACAGGGCUUUAAGUCCCCAAUAGCACACUCAGCAGCCAGCACAGAGAGCGAGAGAUGGAGAGCCUCUCGUCUGAUACAGAAACAAGGGCGUCGAUUUGGGAUGAUAGCUUUGUCUCAGAUGAAGAAGUUGCAGAAGAGAGGAGCCCACGAGCUGGGUUCAGAGAUAGAGAUCCUUGGUCUAAGAAAAAGAAGAAAAACCAAUUUUUUCUUGAAGGGUAUGUUGAAGCAGGUGAUGAGGAGGACCAAGAACAAGGAGGAUCAAAUGGGUUCUCAAGGACGAAGAGCUUGACUGAUGAUGAUCUUGAUGAGUUGAAGGGUUGUUUGGAUCUGGGGUUUGGUUUCAGUUAUGAUGAAAUCCCUGAGCUCUGCAACACCUUACCUGCUCUGGAGCUUUGUUACUCCAUGAGUCAGAGGUUUAUGGAUGAGCAACAAAAGUCUCUGGAGACAUCUACGGUUUCUUCAGUUACUUCUGAGACCUGCUCUUCUUCUUCAGGUCCGAUUGCCAACUGGAAGAUCUCUAGCCCUGAAUUAAUCUGGAUCAACUGAUCUAUCUAGAUGAAGCUCUGAUGAGUGUGUCAGGUGAUGAUCCGGAUGAAGUUAAAGCAAGGCUGAAGUUUUGGGCUCAAGCAGUGGCAUGCACAGUUAAGUUAUGCAGCUGACAGUGAUGGAA